Molecule: messenger RNA, 1094 nt
Organism: Meira miltonrushii
Lineage: Eukaryota; Fungi; Basidiomycota; Exobasidiomycetes; Exobasidiales; Brachybasidiaceae
Product: snare-like protein
Exons: 1
Coding region: 28-798 (256 amino acids)
Biological process (GO): endoplasmic reticulum to Golgi vesicle-mediated transport; vesicle fusion with Golgi apparatus; retrograde vesicle-mediated transport, Golgi to endoplasmic reticulum
Cellular component (GO): endoplasmic reticulum membrane; ER to Golgi transport vesicle membrane; SNARE complex
Molecular function (GO): SNAP receptor activity
Source: RefSeq, a predicted model, not a curated record
AGAAAACAUACAAUACACAAUUUAACGAUGGUACUCUCUACACAAAUUUCACGUCUUUCCGAUGGAUUGCCACUUGCACAAUCAGUCGAUGAUAGUUCUACAGAAGCAGCCUUGUCAGAAUACAAACAACAGGCAAAAUUGCUAUUACGCAGAAUAACACCUACUUCAGCACCAACAUGUACGAUCGAUAGUGGACCGAGUUAUUCCUUACAUUAUCUCAUCAGUCCACCUCCUAAUGCGGCCGGUAAUUUGAACACCACAAGUGUCGUCUUUUUGACAAUUGCACAAAGAAGUUAUCCACGCAAAUUAGCAUUCGCAUAUCUUGAUGAACUUGCAAAAGAAUUUGUCAUGAAUUAUGGAAGUCAAAUCGGUCAAAGAAAUCUAAGGCCUUAUGCAUUUGUUGGAUUUGAUACAUUUAUGCAAAGGACAAAGAGACUAUAUGCUGAUUCCAGAACAGCAACAACUGCCUUGGAAGAGAAACAAGCAAAUGCAGCAGCAGCAGGAUCGGUUGGUGGAGAAGGUUCAGCACAAGCGGGUGGAACCAAGGAUCACCUGGGCAGACUGAAUGAAGAUUUGCAAGAUGUGACCAGAAUUAUGACCAAGAAUAUGGAAGAUCUUUUGUGGAGAGGAGAUUCGCUUGAUCAAAUGUCUUCAAUGUCUUCAUCUUUGCGUGAUGAAAGUUUGAAAUAUCGUAAAGCUGCUCGUCAAAUCAAUAUUGACGCCAUGAUUCGCAAAUAUGCACCUAUUGGAGCGAUUGCAUUUUUGUUCAUUUUCAUUAUUUGGAUCCGAUUUUUCUGAUCCUAUUGUAUAUGUACUCGUACCAUCACGAUGAGAAUAAUUCACACUCUAUCUUUCAAUGAUGGGAAGAUAAGGAUAAGAAGUAGAAUGUGAGAAUAGCAUGUAAUGGUCAUGCGGGGGAUACUCUAAUCCACAUUCCUCAUUUCACGUGGCUGCGCUAAAUUAAAAGUCGUGUUUGUUGUUGUUGGUGUGAUGCACACAAUCCCUCAUGCACGGCCCAGAGACACGGAUCCUUUUUGUACAUACAUACUCCUGCUGCACCAGCACGGGGACCGUCAAUAACACCAUUCAUUGCA